Molecule: messenger RNA, 708 nt
Organism: Cariama cristata (Red-legged seriema)
Lineage: Eukaryota; Metazoa; Chordata; Aves; Cariamiformes; Cariamidae
Gene: CD8A
Product: CD8a molecule
Exons: 6
Coding region: 1-708 (235 amino acids)
Source: RefSeq, a predicted model, not a curated record
AUGGCCGGGUCUCCUGCAUUGCUCCUUCUGCUCGCUCUGGGGCUCUGCUGCCCUGGGAUCCAUGGUCGGAAGUACGAGAUGAGGGUCAGUUUUCACGAUGCCAGCACCACGCAUCCCCGGCUGGGACAGCGGCUGGAGCUGAAGUGUCAGACCAACAAAGAGGACAGCGGCAUAUUCUGGAUCCGCCAGAACAAGGAUGGGACCCUUCACUUCAUCGUCUUCAUGUCUUCCCUGUCCCGGACCACCUUCAAGGGGAAUGAGAGGACAUCCACACGCUUCGAGGCGAGGAAAGACAGGAGCAUCUACUGGUUGGUAGUGAAGUCUUUCACGCCACAAGACGAGGGGAACUAUUUCUGCCUCAUGAACAGCAACCAAGUGUUGUACUUCAGCCCUGGCCAACCUGCCUUCUUCCCAGUCACCACCGUCGCAGCACCCACCACACCGAGACCCACCACCCAGCAUGGCAUCACCAAAAAGGACCCCUGCCUGAAGACCCCGGAUCGAGAGACCAGCAACGAGAAAGAGCUGAAUUUCUUCUGUGACAUCUUCAUCUGGGUUCCCUUGACAGGGGCCUGCCUCCUGCUCCUCAUCAUCUUGGUGGUCACCAUCAUGCUGUGUCAAAAAACGAGAAGACGAAGAUGCAGAUGUAAAAGACCCGUGAAUGGGAAGCCCAAUGUGAAACCCGGCAUGCCGAGCCGACACGUAUAA